AAUUAAAAAUGAUUCAACAGUAGAUGCGAAAAAGCAGUCGUCUCCUCCAGAUUAAACCAAACCAGACCACAAAUCUGAAGAGACCCCUUUCUCCUUCUUCCUCCCCACCCCCAAAAAGAGAGCCGAGAGUUUUGUGUGAAUCUGGGUUUUCGAUUUCAUCUGGUAAACAGAGGGAGAAUCGAAUCGUCAUUAUUGUGGAAUAGAUCGGAUCGAUGGCGAAUCUGUACGUGAAAGCGGCUCCACCGCCGGAUAUGAACAGGAACACGGAGUGGUUCAUGUACCCAGGGGUGUGGACGACUUAUAUACUCAUCCUCUUCUUCGGAUGGCUCGUUGUGCUCUCCGUCUCGGGCUGUUCCCCUGGGAUGGCUUGGACUGUUGUUAAUCUCGCUCACUUCGUUGUAACGUAUCACUCCUUUCACUGGAUGAAAGGAACGCCUUUUGCAGACGACCAAGGAGUCUACAAUGGUCUCACCUGGUGGGAACAGAUGGACAACGGUCAGCAACUUACCCGCAACCGCAAGUUCCUUACCGUUGUUCCUGUUGUCCUGUACUUGAUAGCAUCACAUACAACAGAUUACAGGCAUCCAUGGCUAUUCCUCAACACACUCGCUGUGAUGGUUCUAGUUGUGGCCAAGUUCCCUAACAUGCACAAGGUACGCAUCUUCGGGAUCAACGGUGAUAAGUAACGUUCUUUAGCAAACUCAGAUCCAUUUCUUUUCUGGCAAGAGAAAAGUGGAUACACAUAUAUGUAUAAAAUGUUGAUAUGAGUUGGUUUGGAGUUGUCGGAUAUUUUGUAAGUAACUUUGAAGCUUUGAAUUUCUUCUUUUUUAUGUUUUCUUUUUUAAUAUAUAGACACGAAAUUCAUAACAAAA
This is a messenger RNA of Brassica oleracea var. oleracea, 872 nucleotides long. Its product is annotated as ORM1-like protein 3. Lineage: Eukaryota; Viridiplantae; Streptophyta; Magnoliopsida; Brassicales; Brassicaceae. Gene Ontology annotation, cellular component: endoplasmic reticulum membrane. The record is from RefSeq and is a predicted model, not a curated record. Bases 213 to 686 code for a protein of 157 amino acids. The transcript has 3 exons. Gene Ontology annotation, biological process: negative regulation of ceramide biosynthetic process; intracellular sphingolipid homeostasis; ceramide metabolic process.